GCAGGAACUGCCUAUGACAUAUUAUUCAUACUUCUGAUUCCAAGAUGAAAGCAGCUUGUAUAAUUGGACUAGUAGCUCUCCUAUCCACAGUGAGUGCUGUGCCCGUCGACGAUCGCGUUAACGGCGAAAACGGCUGGUACGUACCCCAGUUGGAUGGCUCCUUUGAGUGGAUUGACUUGGAGGAUGCUGAAGAUCUAUUGGCAAAGGGCGAGGCGAUGGAGGGUCGCAUCAGCACCAAUGCUGUCUCCUUCUAUCUAUACACCCAUUCGAAUCCAACCAAUGGUGAAGAAAUAACGACCAAGAGCUCAUCCAUUGCCAGCUCACAUUUUAACAAGGAUCAUCCCACACGCAUUGUCAUACACGGCUGGACCCAGAGCUACAAGGACUCCAUGAACACAGAAAUCACCAAGGCGUGGCUGUCCCGCGGUGACUACAAUGUCAUCAUUGUCGACUGGUCCCGUGCUCGCUCCGUGGACUACGCCUCCUCCGUGGUGGCGGUUCCCGGUGCUGGUACCAAGGUUGGAAACCUGAUCAAGUUUUUGAAUGAAAACCACGAUCUGUCCCUAGACAGCCUUUACGUGAUUGGUCACAGCCUGGGUGCCCAUGUUGCUGGAUAUGCCGGCAAGACCGUUGGCGAGGGUCGCAUUCAUACCAUUAUUGGCCUAGACCCUGCUCUGCCCUUGUUCAGUUACAACAAGCCCAACAAGCGUCUCUCCUCCGACGAUGCCUACUACGUCGAGUCCAUUCAGACCAACGGCGGCAAGUUGGGCUUCCUCAAGCCCAUUGGCAAGGGCGCCUUCUAUCCAAACGGUGGCAAGAAGCAACCCGGUUGCGGUGUAGACGUCACCGGCUCCUGCUCCCACGGCCGCUCCGUGACCUACUAUGCUGAGGCCGUCACUCAGGAUAACUUUGGCUCCAUCAAGUGUGGUGACUACGAGGCAGCCGUCGAUAAGAAGUGCGGCAGUACCUACAGCAGCGUUCGCAUGGGUGCUGAUAGCAAUGCCUACAUGGUAUCGGGUGACUUCUAUGUUCCCGUCAACAGCAAUGCUCCCUUCGGCAACGUCCUCAGCGCCCUGCCCAUUCAGGAGCGUAUUCAUGGCGAGAAUGGUUGGUAUGUACCACAAAUCGAUGGUACCUUCGAGUGGAUGGAUCUGGACGAGGCCGAGCACCUGUUGGCUGACGCAGAGCAGAUGGAGGAGCGUGUAAACACAAAUGCUGUGUCCUUCUACCUUUACACCAGAUCGAACCCCCACGAGGGCCAACACAUUACCGACAAGGAAGCAUCCAUUCGCGACUCGCAUUUUAACAAGGAUCAUGCCACACGCUUUGUUAUCCACGGCUGGACUGGUCGUCAAUCGGACCACAUGAACAAAGAAAUUACCAAGGCCUGGCUAUCCCGAGGUGAUUACAACAUUAUUAUUGUUGACUGGGCCCGUGCUCGCUCCGUUGACUACGCCUCCUCGGUCGUUGCUGUACCCGGCGCCGGCACCAAAGUGGGUCAAAUGAUCAACUACCUGCACGAGCACCAUGGCAUGUCUCUGGAGCGCCUGAUGGUAAUUGGCCACAGCUUGGGUGCCCAUGUUUCUGGAUAUGCCGGCAAGACCGUUGGCGAGGGUCGCAUUCACACUAUUAUUGGCCUAGACCCUGCUCUGCCGCUGUUUAGCUACAACAAGCCCAACAAACGCCUCAACUCAGAGGAUGCCUUCUACGUCGAGUCCAUUCAGACCAACGGCGGCAAGUUGGGCUUCCUCAAGCCCAUUGGCAAGGGCGCCUUCUACCCCAACGGUGGCAAGAAGCAACCCGGUUGUGGUGUAGACGCCACUGGAUCCUGCUCCCACGGCCGCUCCGUGACCUACUAUGCUGAGGCCGUCACUCAGGAUAACUUUGGCUCCAUCAAGUGCGGUGACUACGAGGCAGCGGUCAGAAAGGAGUGCGCCAGCACCUACAGUAGCAUUCGCAUGGGCGCCGAUUACAAUGCCUACAUGUCGGGCGAUUGUCUUCUGCGUAGCAUGAUGAAACUGCUUUUGGCUCUCGCAUUCUGCGUUGUUGCGGCCAGCGCCGUUGAGCACAAGAUUAAUGGUGAGAACGGCUGGUAUGUGCCCCAAGCCGAUGGCACCUUCGAGUGGGUGGACAAGGAUAAGGCCGAAGCCUAUCUGGAAGCCCAUGCUGAGCGUGAGCGCUCCUUGCUGAACCCCGUCACCUUCUACCUGUACACCAAGUCCAACCAGAACUCGGGCCAGGAAAUCAAGGCCAACAAGGCAAGCAUCUCCGCCUCGAACUUCAAUCCCAACAACCCUACCCGUUUCACCAUCCACGGUUGGUCCUCCAGCGCCGAUGAAUAUAUCAACUACGGUGUGCGCAACGCCUGGUUCACCCACGGCGACAUGAACAUGAUUACCGUUGACUGGGGCCGUGCCCGUUCCGUUGACUACGCCUCCUCCGUCUUGGCUGUGCCCGGUGUCGGUGAGCAGGUUGCCGACCUGAUCAACUUCUUGCGCACCAACUUCGGUCUGUCCCUGGACAACACCAUGAUCAUUGGCCACAGCCUGGGCGCUCAUGUGUCCGGAUUCGCUGGCAAGAACGUCAAGAACGGUCAGGUGCACACCAUCAUUGGUCUGGACCCUGCCUUGCCCCUGUACAGUUACGACUCGCCCAACAAUCGCCUCAACUCCAACGAUGCUUACUAUGUGGAGUCCAUUCAGACCAACGGCGGCAUGCUCGGCUUUCUCAAGCCCAUUGGCAAGGGCGCUUUCUACCCCAACGGUGGCAAGUCCCAGCCUGGAUGCGGUGUCGAUUUGACCGGUUCCUGCUCCCACAGCCGCUCCGUAAUCUACUACGCAGAGUCCGUCACCCAGGACAACUUCCCCACAAUGAAGUGCGGUGACUACCAGGAGGCCGUCUCCAAGAGCUGCGGCAGCACCUACAGCACCGUCAAAAUGGGAGCCGUCACUAAUGCCUACAUGGUUGCCGGCGACUACUACGUGCCCGUCCGCAGCGAGUAUCCUUAUGGAUAUGGCAACUAGACUAGCUUAUGUUUCUUUGACAAUAAAACUGUAUAGCGAAAACUCGA
Molecule: messenger RNA, 3070 nt
Organism: Drosophila mojavensis
Lineage: Eukaryota; Metazoa; Arthropoda; Insecta; Diptera; Drosophilidae
Exons: 5
Coding region: 45-3023 (992 amino acids)
Biological process (GO): lipid metabolic process
Molecular function (GO): lipase activity
Source: RefSeq, a predicted model, not a curated record